Molecule: messenger RNA, 1719 nt
Organism: Hypoxylon trugodes
Lineage: Eukaryota; Fungi; Ascomycota; Sordariomycetes; Xylariales; Hypoxylaceae
Product: uracil permease
Exons: 4
Coding region: 1-1719 (572 amino acids)
Biological process (GO): nucleobase transport; transmembrane transport
Cellular component (GO): plasma membrane
Molecular function (GO): nucleobase transmembrane transporter activity
Source: RefSeq, a predicted model, not a curated record
AUGGAUUCAUUUACUUUUCGCCAGCGUGGCCAAGCUAUCAAGGAGAAAACGCGAGCUCGGUUAACUGAUAGACAUAGCUGGAAGCUCCCUAAACAGAGCAGUAGUAUUGCGCCGCCGCGUGUUUGGACUAACGCCGAUCAAGAUCCAGUACCGGAAGAUAAACGAACAUGGACGAAAUGGGCAUUCAUCGGUUAUUGGUAUUCCGAUUUGGUGACGGUUUCGACGUGGACGGCUGCGAGCGCUAUAAUGACGACGGGUUUGACGGCUACUGAUGCUAUUUUGAUUGUUUUGGUUGCUGCUAUUUGUAACGCGAUCCCGACCGUCCUAAACGGCGCAAUCGGCGCCGACCUACACAUCCCAUUCCCGAUCGCCUGUCGAGCUAGCUACGGAUACUGGCUAAGCUACUUCUGCGUCGUCACGAGAGCGAUCCUCGCGUUAUUUUGGUUCGGCGUCCAAAGUGCGAAUGGUGGUUCCUGCGUUACAGCCAUCAUAACAGCGAUAUGGCCGAGUUACGCGAAGCUCCCCAAUACACUACCUGCAUCCGCCGGUACGACGAGCCAGGGGCUAUUGAGUUACUUUAUAUACUGGUGUAUACAAUUCCCACUGCUUUUGAUCCCAUCGCAUAAGCUUCAGCACUUGUUCUGGGUUAAAAGUGUCCUGGUUACGCCGAUGGCCUUGGCGAUGGUAAUAUGGAUUACAGUGGUGGCCGGUGGACAAGGCGAAUUUUUCUACGCGCCCGCCACCGUCUCUGGGUCGGCGAGGGCAUGGUUAUGGCUGUCCAACCUAACCAGCGUAACAGGCGGCUACUCCACCCUAGCCGUCAACAUCCCCGACUUCUCCCGCUUCAGCAAAACGCGUGGUGCGCAACUAUGGCAACUCCCCUUCAUCCCGCUCUUCAAAACCCUCGUCGGCAUCUUCGGCAUCGUAUCCGCAAGCGCCUCAAAGCAAGUCUACGGCAUCGCGUACUGGUCCCCUCUCGACAUAAUCGGGCGGUGGCAAGGCAGUCCGGGUGGUCGAGCGGCCGCUUUCUUCGCCGCGACGAUAUGGCUGCUUGCUCAGAUAAGCGUGAAUAUCAGCGCUAACGCAGUAUCCUUCGCCAACGACGUAACAACCCUGGCACCGAAAAUAUUUAAUAUCAAAAGGGGUGUGGUCCUAGUCUCGCUUCUAGGGGGAUGGGCGCUGUGUCCUUGGAUUAUAGUUUCCUCCGCAGCUGCGUUUCUCAAUUUCAUGAGUGCGUAUGCGGUGUUCAUGGCUCCUGUUGCUGGGAUACUGGUUGCGGAUUAUUGGAUUGUUAAAAGGCGGAGGUAUGAUGUACCUGCGCUGUAUGAUCCGGAUGGAAUUUAUAAAUAUGGUGUCUGGGGCGGGAAUUGGCGCGCCCUUGUCGUUACGUUGGUUGUGGUUGUGCCACUAUUGCCGGCGCUCGCGAAGAAAGUUACACCGAAGAAUGUGGAGAUUAGCCAGGGACUGGUGAAUUUGUUUACGUUUAAUUGGUUGUAUGGGUUCUUCGUGUCGCUGGUACUGUAUUGUGGGUUGAAUUAUUUCUUCCCGCAUAGGGAGACACUGAUACCGCAUGUGGUACCAGGAGAUGCUCCUGUUAUGCGGGCGGUUGAUGGUGAUGGAGAUGGGGAUAUAGAAAGUGGAGGCCAGGACGAGAAAUCAGGGGAGAAGGUGAGAACAGAAGCAAGUCCCAGGACCAUUAGGGAGAUAGGGGAUGUAUAA